AGCACAGGGAGAGAGACCCUCUCCAUCGGCAUCGGCAGCGGUGGAGCCUCAACUUUGGUUGCCAAGAGAUCUGCUCUGCCCUGAAAGCCAGCCGGAUUCUUUGCCAGGGGGCUUCUGCACCAGGCUCGGUGGGGGGUGUGAGAUCUGAGAUCCACCCCUUGGGUUGACCUCCCGUUGCCGACACUCUUCCCGUCAUGCUGUUCAGGCUGGCCUCCCAAGGACCCUGGAGAAGCCUUCUCCUUCUGGGCUUGGUCUUGCUGCUGGACCCAGUGGGAGCCUGGUACAAGCACGUGGCCAGCCCGGGCUACCACACGGUGGGGCGGGCCUCUGGGCUCCUGAUGGGGGUCAGGCGCUCCCCGUACCUGUGGCGCCGGGCGCUGCUGCCAGGCGAGCCCAGAGGGGGUCUGGUGCACACGGUGGCCGCCUCCCUGCCUGCCAAGCAAGCAUCUCACUGGCGGAUGCUGCAGCAGGAGAUUGGAGCAGAGGAGCAACCCUGGACUGCUCUGGAGCAGGCUUGGCAGAGACCCUGGGAAGGCACCUCAGCCCCGAGGACACACUUGCACCAGGCCUCCUCCUCGGGGUCGAGCCAGGCCAGGAAGAGCCUCCUCUCCUCUCUCCGGCACCAAGGCACUGCCUGGACACCCCAGUGCCCACCGGCAUGCCGGGAGACCCCCUGGCCAAGAAGACGCGCCCCCUCGGACCCGGAGCUCCUGGACAGGGCCGUGCGGGAGGAGGAGCAGCAGCAGCGGCAGCAGCCGGGCACUGCCGAGGAGGCCAGUGUUUUAGGACCCGAAAUCUGACUGCGGACAGAGGGCACGUUGUCUGAAGAACGCCACUGGACUGAGGUGGAAGCCGGUUCCUGGAGCUGCGAACAGAAGCACUUCAGAGUGACAGACUCCUCUUUGAAACCAUGCAGGCAGCAUGCUGUGAUUGUACGGAUUCUCCACAGGCAACUCUGGGGUGCUCUUUGGGUCCUGGGAUCACGGCCACAGCCACCUCUCUGGUUUCCUUUUUCUGGCUGUCGGGAUAUGGGCAGGGAGUGCCGAUUCUUUUCUGGCCAGCUUCAUGCUCACAUCUUGGGGCAGGGAACCAAGCAAGGGGUGUGUUUAUGCUCAUUGAUGCGGCUUCUUAGCAAUAUAACGUGUACCCUCGUGUCAUUCUUUCUGGGAUGCCUGCACUCAUUAAAAACAAGAUUUAAUCCA
Molecule: messenger RNA, 1202 nt
Organism: Hemicordylus capensis (graceful crag lizard)
Lineage: Eukaryota; Metazoa; Chordata; Lepidosauria; Squamata; Cordylidae
Gene: NPW
Product: neuropeptide W
Exons: 2
Coding region: 195-800 (201 amino acids)
Biological process (GO): G protein-coupled receptor signaling pathway; feeding behavior
Molecular function (GO): G protein-coupled receptor binding
Source: RefSeq, a predicted model, not a curated record